This is a messenger RNA of Oryza sativa Japonica Group (Japanese rice), 2370 nucleotides long. The record is from RefSeq and is a predicted model, not a curated record. Lineage: Eukaryota; Viridiplantae; Streptophyta; Magnoliopsida; Poales; Poaceae.
CUUCCCCCUCCUCGGUGAUCUCUCUCCCCUUCCCAAAAGAAGUCGAGAGGGUUUUCGUGGUGGUGGUGGUGGUAGGGUUAGGGGUAGGAGGGGUCUCCACAUGGCGGCGGCGGCGGCGGUGGCGAAGUCGGUGGAGGCCGGCGGCGAACCGGGCGGUGGUGGUGGUGGUGCGUGGUCCACCGUCUCCCGCUCCGGCCGCUCCUCCUACUCCGCCGGUGGUGGCGUCGGCGGCGGGAAGGUGGGGGAGCUCGCGGAGGGGUUGGCGGGGGUGGAGAUCGGCGGGGAACGGAGGCUGGACAAGUACGACAUCCCCGUGGAGGUGAGCGGCGAGGACGUGCCCCCGCCCGCGGACGGGUUCGAGGCGGCCGGGCUGGUGGAGGCCGUGCUCCGGAACGUGGCGAGGUGCGGGUACGAGAGCCCCACGCCCGUGCAGCGCUACUCGAUGCCGAUCGCGCUCGCCGGCAGGGACCUGAUGGCGUGCGCGCAGACGGGGUCCGGGAAGACGGCCGCGUUCUGCCUCCCCGUCGUGAGCGGCCUCGUCGCGGCGGGAGGGAGCGGAAUCGGCCACCGGGAGAGGUCGUCGUUCAACCGCGCCGCCGCGAAGCCCCGCGCGCUCGUGCUAGCGCCCACGAGGGAGCUCGCCGCGCAGAUUAAUGAGGAGGCCAAGAAGUUCUCUUUCCAAACUGGACUUAGAGUUGUGGUGGCCUAUGGAGGAACUCCAAUGUAUAACCAGCUCCGUGAUCUAGAGAGGGGCGCUGAUAUUCUUGUUGCUACACCCGGUCGCCUUGUGGACAUGGUUGAAAGAUCAAAAGUCUCCCUUGAGGCAAUCAAGUACCUGGUAAUGGAUGAAGCCGACAGGAUGCUGGAUAUGGGCUUUGAGCCUCAGAUAAGGAAGAUUGUUGAAAGAAUGAACAUGCCAAGGAAGUCUGUGAGACAAACUAUGCUUUUCAGUGCAACCUUCCCACCAGAGAUUCAGAGACUGGCUUCGGACUUUUUGUCGAACUACAUAUUUAUCACUGUUGGGAGGGUGGGUUCAAGUACUGACCUAAUUAUGCAGAAGGUUGAACUCCUCUCUGACGGGGAGAAACGAGGCUACCUGCUUGAUCUUUUACAGAGGCAAUCUGUCGGUGUGGCUAACAGUAAGCUGCAGCAACCUCUGACAUUGGUGUUUGUGGAGACAAAACGAGAGGCCGACUCUCUGAGGUACUGGCUAUACAGCAAAGGUUUCCCUGCAACAGCGAUCCAUGGUGACAGAACACAGCAGGAAAGGGAGAGCGCACUGAGAUCCUUUAAGACUGGCCUCACUCCUAUAAUGGUUGCCACUGAUGUAGCCUCACGGGGCCUGGAUGUCCCAAAUGUUGCUCAUGUGAUCAACUACGAUCUUCCCAAGAGCAUAGAGGACUACGUCCACAGGAUUGGAAGAACUGGCAGAGCUGGGAAGGCUGGGUCAGCCACGGCCUUCUUCACUGAGUCUGACCACUCGCUGGCGAAGGGCUUACUGGAGCUGAUGACCGAGGCGAAACAGGAUGUUCCUGACUGGCUCGUACAGUAUGCAGAGAGGCCGUACUAUGGAGGUUCAAGCUACGGUGGAAGAAACCGGAGGUCUGGUGGCGGGGGCAACAGGUUUGCCGGCAGAGAUUUCCGCCAGGGCAGUGGCGGCGGCUACUCAGGUGGUGGUGGUGGCGGCGGCUACUCAGGUGGUGGUGGUGGCGGCGGCUACUCAGGUGGUGGUGGUGGCUACUCAGGUGGUGGCCGUGGUGGUGGCUACUCACGCGGUGGCCGUGGUGGCUACUCAGGCGGAGGCGGUGGCGGUGGUGGAGACCCCUACCGAGCAAGUGCUCCACCCCCGCGGUACUACCCUUCGUACCCGAUGGGCACGGCCGACAUCAACGCCUCUGGCUGGGACUAAGCUGGAGCUCUCGGCGUCGUCCUCACUUCUCAGUGCACAUACCGUAUAUACUACCAUGCCUAAAAUUACUUAGUAGGGGAACCAAAAUGGCGGUGGGCACGCCUGGUCUCUGCUGCUCUUUUACCUUGUUGAUCGCCUUGUCUCGUCUGAUAUACCUAUACAACGGUGGUGCACAGAGGUAUGUGGCUCUGUUGGGAAGUUGGGGUUUUGGCCAGAAUGGUGGUGGUGACAUUGUGGUGAUCAGGCUUCACUUGUUGCUUAAAACUUGUUACUAUGUUAUUGUAAGUGGCAGCUGAUCGACACUGCUAUAUUUACCAGUGUUUAAGGAAGAACUUUAUAUUCCUUAUUGAUGCUGGAUGUUUUUCUUCCUUGUGCGAGUCUUCGGAUGGCUCAGGGUGGGAUGGAAUUUUGUAAAAUGCCUUGAUUCAAACUUUUGGCAUCCCUAACACUCCUACAUAAUA